Molecule: messenger RNA, 1767 nt
Organism: Camellia sinensis
Lineage: Eukaryota; Viridiplantae; Streptophyta; Magnoliopsida; Ericales; Theaceae
Source: RefSeq, a predicted model, not a curated record
UUUUAAAUCCUCAAUUCCAAUAUGGUGUUAUCUCAUCCAAUGAAAUGAUAAGAGAAGUGAUGGAUGGACGUAAAAAAGUCAUUACCAGACUGGAGCCUGAUAUGGAUGCUCAAGUGAAAGCAACAAAUCAAUUGUUGCUGUUUCGAGAUAAACAGGAAACUUUUGGCACUCCUUUAGCACAAAGAGCAUGGAAACAAUCAAAUCCAGCUGAGUGGUGGAUUAUUCAUGGCAGUUGUGCUCAUAAACUUCAAAAAAUAGCUGUGAAAGUAUUAAGUCAAACCACCACAUCAUCUCACUGUGAACGUAAUUGGAGUACUUUUAGUCUCAUCCAUAUGAAGACAAGGAAUAGAUUGAAAUAUAAGAAAAUUCAAAGAUUAGUCUUCAUCACCUAUAACAUGAGAUUAAAAUUGAGACAUGUUAAAAGAAGCAGCCAAGAGGAGAUUGAUAGGAGUUUUAAUCCUAUUAACUUGGAUUACAUAUUUGAAGAAGAUGAUCCAAUAAGUCCAUGGAUAGAAGAAAGGGAAAAUCCUUUACUAGAUGGUGUGGAUAAUUCUGAAUGGCUAGAUUUGGUCUCAGAUGAUGGUGGUGGUGGCGGUGACGACGACAGCAAUGGCGAUGGCAGCGAUGGAAACGGUGGUGGUGGCACCCACAGAUAUCAAGCUCGACGCACUUCUCAAAGCUCAACUCCUACUCCAACUCAAAGUGAUAAUAGUGGUGGUUUAACACCAUCUGAUGGAGGAGGUGAUGAUGGUGAUGGUGAUGGCACUUCUCACGGUGACGGUGGUGGUGGUGGCGGUGGCGGCGACAAUGGUGGUGAUGGCGGUGAUGGUACUAGUUUUGGUGCAGGAAGUGAAGAUUUUAUUGGAGGAUUUGGAUUAUGUGAUGUUGGGGAACAUUAUGAUAUUGGAGAACCUGUUGCACCUUUACCCCAACUACCUAGGAGGUUUUGUGGUAGUGAUACCCGUAGGGAUGAAAGAAGAAUAAGAAGUAGAGAACAACAACUUGAUUCAUCUGAUAGUAGUCAUAGUUAUCCAUAUCACCCUUAUCCAUCCUAUAGCACUGAUAGCUAGAGCUAUCCUUACCCACCUAAACAAAAUUAUCCUUGGCCCCCUCAACAACAUGGUCCUCUAGGAUACGGUUUGCCAAAUUAUCAACAAACUCAAAAAGGGUAUGUUGAUCCUUUUCAGCCAAGGUAUCCAUUUUCUCUCCCAAUGCACGAAACAGAAAGGGAUGACAUGAUGAGCACAUUUACUUAUAUAUUUCCUACUGGAUGGAAUGAAGGUAGUAGCAAUCAAGCUCAACAAUCUGAUUCCCAAGAUGCACCACGUCACUCAUUUUGGUGGGGUGAAGGUAGCAGCAACAAUCAAGCUCAACAAUCUGAAUCUCAAGAUGCACCACGUCACUCAUUUUGGUGGUGACAUUAUGUAAUUUUAGUAGUAACAUUGUGUAAAAUGUACUAUAUGUUAUUUGUGAUUUAUGCUAUGAUGUUAUGUACUUUGUCAAGUUCUUCCAUUAUGGAUGUAUACUUUUUUAAAACUAUUUGAGUUAAAAUGUACAUAUGCUUCCACAAGUAUAAUAAUUAAAAAUAAUUUUAUACAUCUAAGUCCAAUAAAAGAAAUUUUUUCAACAAGUGUAAUAUGGAUUUAUAACAUAUAAAGUCAUUAAUUAUUGAAAUAAAAUGUAAAAAAAAUCAUUUUCUAGUGAUUUAAAAAUAUGAAAUAUAUUGGAUCAUACUUAAAAAUUAUGAAAAAUUUAUCAAAAUUUAUU